Nannospalax galili (Upper Galilee mountains blind mole rat) is the source of this 1410-nucleotide messenger RNA. RefSeq names its product NKAP-like protein. The record is from RefSeq and is a predicted model, not a curated record. NCBI's taxonomy places the organism in Eukaryota, Metazoa, Chordata, Mammalia, Rodentia, Spalacidae. Gene Ontology annotation, biological process: regulation of gene expression. Gene Ontology annotation, cellular component: nucleus. Gene Ontology annotation, molecular function: chromatin binding.
AUGGCAUCACUGUGGAAAAAUCUUCUGGGCAGUAUUUCCUCAGGGUCAUCACAGAAGCUACAGUCCAGAGGGUACCAGAACCUCCAUCUCAAACUGGAAGCAGAAUUUGCGGAAGCCAAAGGCGCUCCUGACAACGGGCGGAAGCGGAAGCCACCGCCACGUGCUGCACGCUCCUCUUCCAGUAACUGCCAAGUGGACGGUUCAAAGGACCAGGCCCCGGUGUCCAGGUCUCGUCUGUCCGAGGACACAGGCUCUCAAAGACGACGCCGCAGCUCCUUGAGGAGCCCGCCAUGGGCGGCAGCUAGCCGACGCUCCCCCCGCAGUGGCGCUUUCUGCCCUCCCGGCCUCCGGCCUCGGCGUGACACCCAGAUGGCGCAUCAGGCCAGCCGUCCCUGGUCAGAAGAGCGGCCCCCGGGGCUUUGCGCCUCCGCCAGCUGGUCCUCCGCCUCCAGCGGGUACCGCCACCAGCACCACCACGCGGGUUAUCGAGGCUGCGGGGAGGACCCCGAGAAGGAUGAGGAGAGCUCUCCGCAGUGGAGGCUGAGAGAGCAGGAGCGCAUAGGGGAGCUGGGCGCGCCGGACGUGUGGGAACUGUCGCCCAGGUUCCCCGAGCCCGACUGGGAUGAGCACUCGCCAGUGGAAGAGGAGCUAAGCCAGAAAAGCAGCAGCUCCGAGUUCACCGAAUUCACCAAGGACGAAAGGACGAAGACCAGUCGUUCAGCAAAGAGAAAAAGAAAGAAACGUCCCUCCAAAAGAAAGUGCAGGAAGUGCUCUGACAGAGGCAGUAGCUCGGAUUCUGACACUUACUCUGGCUCCGAGAGCUGUAAAAGGAAAGUUAAAAAAGCCAAGAAGAAAGAGAAGAGAAAGAAGCUCAGAGCCAGAGAACUUAAGAAGAGGACGAAGAGCCCUAAGAAGAAAUACAGGGACCUAGGCAGUAAAACUUUAGGAAGCGAAUUGCCAGAAGACAAGUGGAUUGAACAGACAGUGGGUGCAGAGGUCAUGGCUGUCAUAGGCCCAGAAGCACCUAUAAUCCAUGUCUCUCAAGAUGCGAAACCUUUGAAUUACGGCCACGCUCUGCUCCCAGGUGAAGAUGCAGCUAUGGCCGAGUAUGUAAAGGCUGGAAAGCGUAUCCCACGGAGAGGUGAAAUUGAGCUGACGAGUGAAGAGAUUGUCUCAUUUGAGUGUUCAGGCUAUGUCAUGAGUGGUAGCAGGCAUCGAAGAAUGGAGGCCGUAAGGCUGCUGAAAGAGAACCAGAUUUACAGUGCCGAUGAGAAAAGAGCACUUGUCUUUAACCAAGAAGAGAGGCGUGCGAGAGAGAACAGGAUCCUAGCCAGUUUUCGAGAAAUAGUUUACAGAAAGACAAAAGGAAAAGAAGACAAGUUAAAACUUGUGUGUUGCACAGUACUUUGA